AAUGUGUCGCUGGCUUCGAUCAGCUCCAUCUUCAUUCAAGAACGUCAACGCUAAAUACAAAAUAGUCCUCGCUCCGGGUGUAUUCGAUAUAUUCAUAUUUCGCUUCAGAGUUUCGAAGUAUCGCCUCUCAACUGAAGUCACCAUGUAUUCUGCUGCUUGGAUUCUCUGCUUAGCAGCAAUGCUUUCAGUGACUGUUAAAGAUGGGGAUUGUGCUAAAAGACAAGAGAACGGCUGGUCUGCCUGUGCCCAACAUUUCAAGGGCGCGAUCGAGAUGUGCACGGCGGACUUCUCCCCAGUGUGUGCUAGCAACGGGGUCGAGUACGGGAAUUUCUGCGCCUUUUGCAGGGCCGUCCAAGACGGUGAAGUCCCUCGCGGAGCGUCCUUCGCGUACGGCCCAUGUUAGCUUGUCGGCACGGCUAUUGUCUUCAUUAUGCAUUAUUAUCCUUAACUGGAAUUAAUAUGCGUGAAUUAUCAUCAUCUCGAAGUCUUGCUUGCAUUCCCAGACAAUCCGAACAAAAUUGUCGGGAGGCAAAUUUUAAAUGCUCUUUUUUCUUUUUCGCUUUUCUCUUAAAAGUCUUAAGCUUUAAAAUUGUGACAUCUACGCUUUUAGGUAAACGAUGAAAACAUGAAAAAUGAACACUAUUUAACUAAUUUAACUUUCGUUACUUCCUAUUUACCAAAUUUAACUUAACUUAACUGAAAUACAUAACCAUUACAGCAAUGACUCUACAUUUGAGUUAGAGGUGUGGCUCAGAUUUUCAGUUGGUAUUUAUUUCUAACUCAUGUCUUCUUUUUCAAAAAGAGUGAAAUCCAAAUAAAAGUUCGGAGGAGGAUCUUAGCGCAAAUCUGUAGCGUCUGUUGUGACAAAACA
Molecule: messenger RNA, 871 nt
Organism: Patiria miniata (bat star)
Lineage: Eukaryota; Metazoa; Echinodermata; Asteroidea; Valvatida; Asterinidae
Exons: 3
Coding region: 2-403 (133 amino acids)
Molecular function (GO): protein binding
Source: RefSeq, a predicted model, not a curated record